AUGUAUUGUCCUACUUUUCGAGUGUUGUCAUGUACAAAACAAAUUACCAACCAACUCAGGAAAAAAUCCAUAAAAAUUAGUUCCAAUUCAGAUGAAUCUCCCUUGGAUGGUGUUAGAAUUUUAGAUUUAACCAGAAUUGUAGCUGGCCCUUUUUGUACUAUGGUUUUAAGUGAUCUAGGGGCUGAAGUUAUUAAAGUUGAACGUCCAAAGACGGGAGAUGAAUGUCGUAAAUGGGGUCCACCUUAUGCAAACAACACACAAGAACCUUGUUAUUUUCUCUCAGUCAACAGAAACAAGAAAAGUAUGUGUGUUGAUUUGAAACACCCCGAAGGAAAGAGUAUAUUAUACGAUUUAGCUAAGAAGAGUGAUGUCUUGGUAGAAAAUUAUGUCCCUGGCAAAUUAGAUGAGCUAAAACUUGGUUAUGAAGAUUUCCAAAAAGUUGCACCACAUUUAAUAUACUGUUCAAUCACUGGCUAUGGUCCUGAUGGCCCUUAUAAAAAUAGACCUGGUUAUGAUGUUAUAGCAGCAUCUAUGGGUGGUUUAAUUCAUGCUACAGGUACUAUAAGUGGUGAACCAGUCAAAGUUGGAGUUGCUAUGACAGAUAUAACUACUGGUCUCUACGCACAUGGCGCCAUCAUGGCGGCUCUCAUCAAACGCUCAAGAACCGGAAGAGGCCAAAAAAUUGACUGCAAUCUCCUUUCCACUCAAAUAUCUACACUUAUAAACAUAGGCUCGAACUACUUGAACGCUGGCAAAGAGGCCAAAAAAUGGGGCACUGCACACGAAAGUAUAGUUCCUUAUGAAUCAUUCCCCACCAAAGACGGCUAUUUUACCAUUGGUACCGGCUCCGAACUGCAGUUUAAAGACUUCUGUGAACGAAUACAAAGACCAGAUCUUCCACAAAACAAAAAGUACUUAACAAAUAAUUUGAGGGUGCAAAACAGAGAAGAAUUGGUGCCGCUGUUACGAACCAUCUUGAAGGCAAAAACUAACAAAGAAUGGGCCGAUAUAUUCUUGGGAGCAUCGUUUCCAUGUGGACCGGUCAAUACAAUGAAGGACACGUUUGAAGAUCCUCAUGUUAAAGCAAUCAAUUUGGUAAAAACUUUGGAUCAUCCGGUAGCUGGUCAAAUAAAGGUGGUUGGACCUGCGGUUAAAUAUGGAGAGGGGGGAAAUUUUGUUAAAAGUCCACCACCUACAUUAGGGCAACACACCAAGCAAGUUUUAAGUGAAAUUUUGGGUUUUAGCGAUGACCGUAUUGAAGAUUUUAAACGACGUCAAAUUGUAGAAUAG
Messenger RNA from Diabrotica balteata, 1290 nucleotides. Lineage: Eukaryota; Metazoa; Arthropoda; Insecta; Coleoptera; Chrysomelidae. The record is from the annotation of a GenBank genome assembly.